Hymenoscyphus albidus is the source of this 1398-nucleotide messenger RNA. NCBI's taxonomy places the organism in Eukaryota, Fungi, Ascomycota, Leotiomycetes, Helotiales, Helotiaceae. The record is from the annotation of a GenBank genome assembly.
AUGUUGAAAGCCAAGUAUAUUGACGUCAAAAACGCGGAUUCUAUCCAAAAGCUCAAGAACAAAUCCGACUAUUCACAAUGGAACUGUGAGGGUUGGAACCCAUGAUGGAGGCUCGGGCCAUGCCCUCGCUAAGCACUGACCAAAGUCCUCGUUAAGCACUGACCAAAGUCCCUGCUUAGCACUGGCCAUUACCCCACUGUCAAACAGGUUUCUACUUUUCCACACUUUCUUGUUUUGUUCUUCUGACAUCAUGUAUUCGUCAUUCAAGUUUCUUGCAAGUUUCUUGGAAUAUUCAGGAAGCUCUUCCUCUCUAUAUAUAGAGGAAGAGCUCGCAUAUAUGUAGUCUUCACGCACUUCUUAAUUGAAUAUUCGAAACCACACCUUUGAGCUAUUCGAGGUCUGGCCUCUCACAGUAGAAGUGCGUCUUCUCUCAUCCAUUUUGGACCAGAGUUCCGUCAGUCAGCCAGUCAGCCAAAGCCCUCACCCACGUUGAGGCCAUUCAGUCAUCAUCAGUCAGUCAGCAAAGCUCUCACACCUGUUAGAGCUAUUCAGCCAGUUAUCACCAUUCAUCAGUUAGUCAACCAGUCAGUCAGCCAAUUAAUCAGUUAGCCAAUUUUAAUGGAUCACCACAUGGAUACCAACCAGCAAUACACUGCUCCCGAGGAGCAAUUCCAACAAUACCAUCCAGCCCAAGAAGAACCUGUUGGAGCAACUCACUUUAAUGCUCAACAAGCACAGCAUACUCAACAACCUCAUGCAAUACAGCAAGAUCUGCCACAAUGGAUGGCACAGUUUGUUCAAUUUAUGUCUCAAUUCAACAGCACCAACAAUCCCUCUGCCCAAACCAGUACCCCCACGACUCCAGUAGUGCAACUCCAGCAAGAGGAAAGCAAGCCUCGUCAUUCACUGUCUCACCCAGACGAGUUUACCAAUAAAAACAACUCUCUUUACCCACAGUUCAAGAGUCUCUUAGAGGCCAAACUACGAAUUGAUGCUAGGGCAAUCGGGAGUGAGGAGGAAAGAGUAUGGUAUGCAUUUGGACGCAUAUCAGAGGAUGUUGCUGGACGGAUCCACCCUUGGAUGCAAUAUGCCCAAAGGACGUCUGCUUUCUCUGUAGAAGGAUUCUUGAAGCAAAUGGACCAGGCCUUUGCUGACCCACAGAGGCAAGCUAAAGCGCUUAGCAAGCUUAACACAGAGCGUCAGGGUCCUCGCGACUUCCGUGUGUUUCUUCAGGAAUUUGAACAGAAUCUGCUUGAAGCGCAAGGUUGGGGCUGGGACGACAACGUCAAGAAAGGGUACCUCAAAGCAGGUCUUAGCCGGGAACUCGAAGGUCAACUGGUUAGCCAAAUCGAACCGAAAACGUACGAGGAAUUCACAGCCUUCAAAUGUCGGAAGUGA